Molecule: messenger RNA, 1020 nt
Organism: Lachancea sp. 'fantastica'
Lineage: Eukaryota; Fungi; Ascomycota; Saccharomycetes; Saccharomycetales; Saccharomycetaceae
Source: the annotation of a GenBank genome assembly
AUGGAUGCUAUUUCGGAUCCAGCUUUCCAAAGCACCAAGUCACUGAAAACUGCGGUUGAAGAGCUGCCGUCUCUUUUAACAGUUAUUGUCGAUACAACACCUAAGCUUUGGGCAGAGCUAGACAAAGAAAGUGGACAGAAAAAGAAUCUGAUACAUGCAUUGCAAUCGCUGAUUGUGUUUUUAAACGCACAUCUAACGUUUAACAGUGCCAACCAGGUCUGUGUGAUUGCUGCGCAUUCCAAAGGCAUCCAAUAUUUGUAUCCCACUACUUCGAUUUCUUCAGAGAAGAGUAGCUCGAACAAGAUCAAUAACGAUUUGAAGAUCAUCAGCAAUGACAUGUAUCGUCAGUUCCGAAAUGUUGACGAGACCGUCUUGGAGGAACUGUACAAGCUCAUGUUGGAGGAAAAAAACGCCGAAGAUCCCACCCGACCGCAGAAAAGUACACUUUCGGGAGCCAUGUCAGCGGGGUUCACUUAUAUCAACCGAACUAUCAAGGAACAGGAAAACACGUCUUUAAAAGCGAGACUUGUUGUGUUGACUUGCGGCUCCAGUGGUGGGAAAGAUGAGAUUUUUCAAUACAUUCCCAUUAUGAACUGCAUCUUCACUGCGACCAAGAUCAAAUGCCCCAUCGACGUGGUCAAGAUCGGUGGCUCUCAAGAAUCCACAUUUCUACAACAGGCUACCGAUGCCACCAAUGGCGUAUAUCUACAUGUGCCAUCUACAGAAGGACUGAUACAAUAUCUCUCCACUGCUAUGUUCAUUGACCCGUCAUUGAGACCCAUUAUAGUGAAGCCCAACCAGGGAUCUGUCGACUUUAGGACCUCGUGCUACCUUACAGGUAAAGUAGUAGCCGUAGGAUUUGUGUGCAGUGUUUGUUUGUGUGUGCUGUCGAUCGUCCCUCCUGGCAACAAAUGUCCUGCCUGCGAUUCAGAGUUUGAUGAGCAUGUCACAGCGAGACUAAAGCGGAAACCGAUUGUGCCUAACGGCGUGGCAAAAAAGAAGAAGAAGACAGAGAGCUAG